UGACAACCACGGCAUAACGUGAGGUUAACUGCUUUAUGUCUAGUACAGCACCUCAAACUGUUACCUUGCAAAUAAAAUGUCAUGUUUGCAAACAUCGUAAUUAAGGAAAGUCGCGGAAGGAAUUUUCGAAGACUUUCUAACGACAAAUACAAAUAUGUACAUGUGAAGGAUAACAGUGCAGAGGUGCAUUAUGAAUGUAUUGCAUGCGAUUACCAUAGCGCUGACCUGUUGGAAUUGCAAGGUCACAUUACUGAAAAUCAUACAGUAUUGCAAGUCCAGGCAAAGGUGACGAACGUUACAAAUGAUGAAGUGGAUCAAAUAUUAGAGGAAGUGGAUCAAGGGCUUGACGAUGCUGAAGAGUUGAUUCCAAAAGAUGAAGAAAGCGACAAUGAUAUUACAGUGGAUGAGUUUGACGUCCUUAGUAAGGCAUAUAAUCUUAUGCAAGAAGAGAAGAAAUGGAAACUAUCUACUGGAAAAUGCGUAGAGGACGAACUGUACUCGUUUGCCAGGCAAUGCACAUAUGAUCAACCCUUAUGAUGCCACAUACAUUCAAAAUGGAAUCUUUACACAGAGCGAGCUUGAAGAGAUCAAAGACUACAAUGCUGUGGCAAUGGAUAACUUACCGAAGGACCUUGUUGACUAUUUGAUGUUAUUUGACUGUGUAUGUAGCGCUUAGGGCAGAUUUAUGUGGAUGUGGUGUUCCAACCUCUUUUCUUCUAACGUUGUGUGAACUGUAGCACACAAGUGAGGAUCUCCGUAAAGCAUGCUUCGAGAACCAGAAAU
Messenger RNA from Umbelopsis ramanniana AG, 783 nucleotides. RefSeq lists its product as uncharacterized. Bases 82 to 537 code for a protein of 151 amino acids. NCBI's taxonomy places the organism in Eukaryota, Fungi, Mucoromycota, Umbelopsidomycetes, Umbelopsidales, Umbelopsidaceae. The record is from RefSeq and is a predicted model, not a curated record. The transcript has 7 exons.